Molecule: messenger RNA, 996 nt
Organism: Aspergillus costaricaensis CBS 115574
Lineage: Eukaryota; Fungi; Ascomycota; Eurotiomycetes; Eurotiales; Aspergillaceae
Product: sugar phosphate isomerase/epimerase family protein
Exons: 1
Coding region: 1-996 (331 amino acids)
Source: RefSeq, a predicted model, not a curated record
AUGUUUUACAACCCCCUCGCAAUCACUACAUCUUCUCUGGGUCUCCAUCCCUCCCACAGCCUAACAGAAAAGAUCCGAGCUGCAGCGUCCGCCUCGUUUUUUGCAAUCGAAAUCGUCUACCAAGAGCUCGAAGACUACGCGCUCUCCCAGACUCCACCCGUGAGCAUACACGAUGCUGCUAGAACCAUCUCCCGUCUAUGCUUGUCCGCGAAUCUUAGUGUAUUAUCCUUGAGCCCCUUCAAGAACUUUGAGGGGCAUAACUCGCCCCUGGAAGAGCGACUUGAUCGUGCGCGGAAUUGGCUCGAAAUCGCCGCCUGCUUGAAGGCUAAGUACCUGCAAGUGCCCUCCCAGUUUGAUACCGGGAACAGCUCGGGAGAUUGGACACGGAUGGUGGAAGAUCUUCAGGCGCUAAGCGACUUAGCGGCUUCAUACUCCGUUGGCAUUGCCUACGAGGCUGUGGCUUGGGGUACCUAUAUCGAUACCUGGGAGGAAUCGCUCCGGAUGGCCCAAGACGUGAACCGCGAAAACUUUGGUCUUUGCCUGGAUUCUUUUCAUGUAGCUGCUCGGGUGUGGGGAGAUAAUAUGGUCGAGAGUGGUAUUCGCGAAGAUGCCGAUUUGGCUCUGCGGCAAUCGCUUGAUAGAUUCGUUGAGACUUGCCCGUCGGGCAAAAUAUUCUAUGUACAGCUUUCCGAUGCAGAGAAAUUUGUCCCUUCAUUGCAGCCGGGACACCACUUCUAUCGGGAAGAUUUUCCUCCAGCUUUGUCUUGGUCGCGCAACAUGCGCCCGUUCCCCCUUGAGGAGGAUUUAGGGGCUUACUUUCCUGUUGCAGUAAUCGCUCACGCGUGGCUGAAUAGGAAAGGGUGGAAAGGUGUGGUUUCGAUUGAAAUAUUUGAUUGGCGAAUGAGGGAUGAAUCGAGGCGUCCGAGUGACAAUGUCGGCCGAGCCGUAGAGUCUAUGCGAAAGCUGACCUCCGUUUUGGGAAGUACCACUUACUAA